Messenger RNA from Strongylocentrotus purpuratus (purple sea urchin), 3126 nucleotides. RefSeq names its product serine/arginine repetitive matrix protein 1-like. NCBI's taxonomy places the organism in Eukaryota, Metazoa, Echinodermata, Echinoidea, Camarodonta, Strongylocentrotidae. The record is from RefSeq and is a predicted model, not a curated record. Gene Ontology annotation, molecular function: protein binding. The transcript has 6 exons. Bases 457 to 2727 code for a protein of 756 amino acids.
AACACAAGUUGGGGCCCCCGUUCAGUGCAAAACACACAUCUAUAAAUGGCAGCAAAGAAGAGAGAAAAGGAGAGAGAGGGAGAGAGAGGGACGAAUACGGAUAAGGACAUAGGAACAUAUUGCAUGCGUGCUAAACUGUAUUGCUCUACCGAACCAAACUUACAUUCCUGUGGCGUACGGCGGAUCUGCAAAGUAACUCUGAUUUAUUUUUAGAUGGCUGAUAUUUUAUGGAAAAAACUCUCCAACUUUUUGUGUUGAUUGAAGUUUUGUUUCAUUGUUUGGAAUCUGUUGCUAGCUGGUACUUUCUGAUGAAGGAUGGAGUUAAUUUGGAUACUACAUGAGCGGUAGAACCAGACUGUUUUCAUUCACUUCGUACAGGAACCACGAUAAACGUAGUGACAUAAGAUUCGGCGUAGAAUAUAAUUCUUUAGUCUUCCUUCCACACAUCUCGUUACCAUGACAACCAAAGCGAACGUGAAGGACAUCCAAUGGUCCCGUCAGCAGUACACCUUGAGAGAGGCCUUGAAGAGAUGUACCUUCCCUCAGAUCAUGAAAGUGGUGGAGGGGUACGAGUCCUCCGAUGAGACCGAAACGUUAGCUCGGGAACAGAUUCUUCGUAUACAUCAAAUUCACACUCAGACCAGAGUCUUGGCGACAACAGAUAAGAAGGGUCGAUGGCUUAGUAUCCCUCUACGGUAUGCUGAAGCAAGGUUCGAAGUCGUGUCGGGUGGAAAACGUUCGAAGCCCAUGUACAUGCGAGAGAUAAUCGACAAAUCACUACUGCCACAGAAGGUGAAUUUCCACACGGGAGACGAUUUGACCUUUCACCUGCAGCUCAAGAGCAAUGUCCCGAAUACCAAGGAGAAGUUUGGCGCCCUCGCCCUGCAGAAAAUGUACGAGACGGGCUAUCUACAAGGCAAUGCCAUCCAGAACGACCAUCUGGACACCAUGAUCCUUAACAUCCCUCUCCAUUCGCCUGUUUCGGUGGUCCUGGCCGAGUCGUUUAUAGUAGGUUCCCGGGAGAGGUGGGAACGCUACCAAACCCUGCUCGAUAAAAUUGUCUCCAAGAACGUAGUCUUUGAACUCCAUCCUGGCAAUCCACAUAUCACAUUCUUCACAGACAAAGGACUGGAAUCUGCAAACCAGCAGGAACAGUACGAAAAAAUCACCCCCUCGGGAACGCUCUUCAUCACCACCAAAAAUGAAAGGUUAAAACAGAACAAAGGUCAAGGGAGUGUCCUAGCAGGACCAAGCGGUGCUAGGACGUUGUCUGCAGCCUCGGCUGGUAAAGCAGCCAACAAGGACCGCGACAAUGCAUCAGUCCAAGCUGGUGAAAGGCCAGGAAGACCACCCCUGCGUCACGUACAGUCGGAGUCGCCGAGUGGCUCGUCUUUCAUUGCUCACAGACCAAGGAUGCAAUCCCCUGGAAGACCGUUGUCCGCUCAAGUUACAUCGAUACACGGCACAUUGCCAAGGUCCAUCUUAAAGAAAGCUGACGGUGAUCGCUUUCCACCGCCUCCUGUAGAGACGAUGACGGGCAAUUCGGUUCGUAACCCAAUGGCAUACAUGCGUGACAGGCAGCAUUCUCCCCAAUCACGCAGGCGUGCAUCUCACUCACCUGGGCAUCUGGACGCAAGAGCUAAGAGCCCUGUCAGGGUUGACUAUCCAAGGCCGGUAAACGCAAAUUCGUCACCCAGAGGUUCAGGGUCUAGCAUGAACAGCCUUGCUGACUCGGGUUACUCUACAUCUUCCAGUAAUGACCCCCGGAGUAGACCAGCAAGUGGAACCCAGUUCCUUGGCAAACUACCCGAUCCCGAUUAUGAUGCUGAUCAUGAUGUGGCUAAUGGGCGAGGUGGUGACCACACUGACUACCCUGCAAGCAAAUCAAGCUUCAAUCCUCCAGCACCACCUCCUGUAGCAUCGAUACCUUCGAGACAAAACGUCCCCAAUGGAGCACCAGCACCAGCAGCACCACCUCCACCCCCUGUACCUGUGAUACCGGGUGCACCGCCUCCACCUCCCAUCGGGUUCAUACCACCACCACAACCACCUCAAUACAGGGACGUGGCUCAGAUCAAGGCCAAUCAAACUGCGGCCAGUAAACCUCAGAUGAACACAGGGAACGGCAGAGACGACAUGCUACAAGAGCUUAAAGCGAAAGCAGAGAGGCGUGCAUCCAGGCUGGAAGGACUCGUUCCUUCCAAUAAGCCAUCAACCUUCGGAAAAUUCCCGAGAACCACCAGUUCGUCCCCGAGGUCGGUAAACAACAACGACGAGCCAAGCAACGAACUGCAAGCUCGUCUGGCUAAACGCUUUUCGGCGGCAGAGGGCGCUGGCUUCGAUCAGAAUACCAUCAAAACGCCACCACCUCCUGCUGCUAAACCAAGCCCCAGACAGACGAACUCUAACACUCCCCCUGUAGCUCCAAAGUCUGGCGGGGUCCGAAACUCUCCUGGGGUCCGAAACUCUCCAAAGUCUGACGUUGUCAAUUUUGAUUCGCUGGCCGGGGUGCCCAAGGACUUGAGCUCUCUGUCUGUCUCGCAAGUCUGCCAGUGCCUAAAACUGAUGAACCUCGAGAAAUACAGUCCCGCUUUCAAGAGUAAUUCUGUAGAUGGACAAUUGAUGUUACAGCUCAACAAGGAAGCGUUAGUAGACAGUUUUAAACUCAACAACUGGGAUGCGCAAAGGGUCGAAUCGUUUAUUACUGGAUGGAGGCCCAAGUAUUGAACGAUCUAGGCGUAUUAAUCAACCAUGCCAUGCAAAAGUAAUGAGGGACCCAACUCAAUAUGUGUACGCGUCCAGUUGUCUAGCUUAUCGUCGUCAUUGUAUGCAACUAUUAUUGAAUAAGAUCUGCUGACUGUUCGCAGUGUAAUGAAUAUAUUUGAUCUGAACUUUGGAUCACCUAUGAUGAAGAAAAUACUGAAAUGUGUGAUAUAUAUACUAAUCAUCUCUAAUUUGCUCUGUUUUUGCUUUUGUUGAUGACCGAACUGGUGACACAGCUUGAUGUUCUCUGUUCGUCUACGCUUGGUUACAUGCUUGCUUGCUGUGUGAAUGUCCACAUCAGUCAUUUCGUGUUUCCAUCACUUCCGAUCCGCCAUAGUAAAUAGAUCAGCUGUAUUCUUCCAA